AUGACACAGUCACCACGGUGUACAGUUCCUAUAGACUGUGACAAAACAUUUUCGUCAAAAAUAUCUAGUAUAGUCAGAACUUUUCUGUUAGAAACAAGCUUUAGAACAAAGUUUAUGCGAUUUUUCCCUUCUACACCCCCUACUAACCAUUGUACAUUGGGUAUGUUGUCUAAGGUACUAGAUGGGUUGGGUAUUAACUCCUAA
This is a messenger RNA of Vairimorpha ceranae, 204 nucleotides long. RefSeq lists its product as hypothetical. The record is from RefSeq and is a predicted model, not a curated record. Lineage: Eukaryota; Fungi; Microsporidia; Nosematidae. The coding region runs from base 1 to 204 and encodes 67 amino acids. The transcript has a single exon.